Molecule: messenger RNA, 899 nt
Organism: Dentiscutata heterogama
Lineage: Eukaryota; Fungi; Glomeromycota; Glomeromycetes; Diversisporales; Gigasporaceae
Source: the annotation of a GenBank genome assembly
CCGUUGCAUCUGUGAUGGCUAUUACAACAAUUCUCUUAACAAUUGUAAUUUAUAUUGUUUGGCGUCUUCCUAUUAUUGUUUCAAUUAUAUUCUUUUGUAUUUUUUUCACUAUCGAUGCUUCGUUUUUGGGUGCUACCUUACGAAAAAUCGCGUCUGGUGGUUGGUUUACAAUGUGUAUUGCUAUAUUUCUUACCAUAAUGAUGGGCAUAUGGAGAUGGGGUACUGUUCGUAUGAUACAUCACGAACGUUUACAAACUCCUGAUCUUAAUAAAAUUUUUAAAGAAAAAAAAAUUGUUUCUACCGAUAAUAGUGUUAUAGAAAAUUCAUUACAUGAGAUUACAUUAGAAAAUGAGAUUAUUUUGGGAAAUGGUGAUGAGAAUGUUUCCAUUGAUACCGAAACUCAUUUGAUACGCUCACCGGGUAUUGGCCUAUUCUAUAGUGAUAUUGGCACCAAGAUUCCACUUUCUUUCACGCAAUUUGUAAAACACUUUCCAAUCAUUCCUCAAAAUGUCGUUUUUAUCAAUAUUCAAACUGUAGCAGAUUCAAAAGUCGGUGAUAAUAAUCGAUUAGAAGUGAAAAAAAUCAAAAAUUAUGAAGGUUGUUAUCAAGUAACUGCUAGAUAUGGUUAUUCAGAACAAGUCUCUCAAGGAAAAGAAUUUCUUUUACAAUUAAUUGAAUCAAUUCGAAACAUUGAUCCUACUAACAAAAAUUUAGCACAUGAUAUUAAUCUUGAUAAUGGUUUCGUUACAUAUGUUGUAGGACAACAUUCUCUUUGUUCUAAACCUGAUUCUCCAUUGUGGAUAAAAAUUUUAGUUGGUAUAUAUAUGUUUAUAUAUAUUAAUUCGAGAAAAUUUUAUAGUAAUUGGGGUCUUCCUGUUGAGAAUACUAUUGUUGUUGGU